Balaenoptera musculus (blue whale) is the source of this 2929-nucleotide messenger RNA. It is a transcript of the gene ABCD2, whose product is annotated as ATP binding cassette subfamily D member 2. Gene Ontology annotation, biological process: very long-chain fatty acid catabolic process; peroxisome organization; fatty acid beta-oxidation. Gene Ontology annotation, cellular component: peroxisomal membrane. The coding region runs from base 128 to 2353 and encodes 741 amino acids. The transcript has 10 exons. Gene Ontology annotation, molecular function: ABC-type transporter activity; ATP binding; long-chain fatty acid transmembrane transporter activity. Lineage: Eukaryota; Metazoa; Chordata; Mammalia; Artiodactyla; Balaenopteridae. The record is from RefSeq and is a predicted model, not a curated record.
CAGAAGAGGAGAAACGCUGCAGAGUAUGGAACGCUGUAGAACUUUCUGAAACAUUUGCUUGGGAUUCCCGGGGAGCAUGAUCUUUUAAAACCAAUUCUUUCUGAAGCCGGUUUGGGUAACUGGGAAAAUGAUACAUAUGCUAAAUGCAGCAGCUGAUCGAGUGAAAUGGACCAGAUCGAGGACUGCUAAAAGGGCUGCCUGCGUGGUGGCUGCAGCCUAUGCUCUGAAAACCCUCUGUCCCAUCAUUGGCAAGCGUUUAAAGCAAUCUGGCCACUGGAAGAAAAAAGAAGCUUACCCGGCUGCAGAGAACAGAGAAAUACUGCAUUGCACCGAGGCCACUUGUAAAAAACCUUCGCCUGGAGUGAAUGCAGAUUUUUUCAAACAGCUACUAGAACUUCGGAAAAUUCUCUUCCCAAAACUUGUGACCACUGAGACAGGAUGGCUCUGCCUCCACUCAGUAGCUCUAAUCUCAAGAACCUUUCUGUCUAUCUAUGUAGCUGGUUUGGAUGGAAAAAUCGUGAAAAGCAUUGUGGAAAAGAAGCCUCGGACUUUCAUCAUCAAAUUAAUCAAGUGGCUUAUGAUAGCCAUUCCUGCCACCUUUGUCAACAGUGCAAUAAGGUACCUAGAGGGCAAAUUGGCCUUGGCCUUCAGAACUCGCCUAGUCGACCAUGCCUAUGAAACCUAUUUUACAAAUCAGACUUAUUAUAAGGUGAUCAAUAUGGAUGGGAGGCUGGCAAACCCUGACCAGUCUCUUACUGAGGAUAUUAUGAUGUUCUCUCAGUCUGUGGCUCACUUGUAUUCCAAUCUGACCAAACCUAUUUUAGAUGUAAUCCUGACUUCCUAUACACUCAUCAAGACUGCUACAUCCAGAGGAGCAAGCCCAAUUGGGCCCACCCUUUUAGCAGGCCUUGUGGUAUAUGCCACUGCUAAAGUGUUAAAAGCCUGCUCUCCCAAAUUUGGUAAAUUGGUGGCUGAAGAAGCUCAUAGGAAAGGCUAUUUGCGGUAUGUGCACUCCAGAAUUAUAGCCAAUGUUGAAGAAAUUGCCUUCUACAGAGGACAUAAGGUAGAAAUGAAGCAACUCCAGAAAAGUUACAAAGCUUUAGCAAAUCAGAUGAACCUCAUUUUAUCCAAACGUUUGUGGUACAUCAUGAUAGAGCAGUUCUUGAUGAAGUAUGUUUGGAGCAGCAGUGGACUAAUUAUGGUGGCUCUACCUAUUAUCACUGCAACUGGCUUUGCAGAUGGUGAUUUAGAGGAUGAUCGAAAGCAAGCUAUGGUUAGUGAGCGGACAGAAGCGUUUACCACUGCUCGAAAUUUAUUGGCCUCUGGAGCUGAUGCUAUUGAAAGGAUUAUGUCUUCAUACAAAGAGAUAACUGAAUUAGCAGGCUAUACUGCUCGAGUAUACAACAUGUUUUGGGUCUUUGAUGAAGUAAAAAGAGGCAUUUAUAAGAGAACUGCUGUCUUGCAAGAGUCUGAAAACCAUAGCAAGAGUGGAGCUAACGUAGAAUUACCCCUCAGUGAGACACUGGAAAUCAAAGGAAAAGUUAUUGAUGUGGAUCAUGGAAUUAUUUGUGAAAAUGUUCCCAUAAUUACACCAACGGGAGAAGUGGUGGCUUCAAAGCUAAACUUCAAAGUAGAAGAAGGAAUGCAUCUUUUGAUAACUGGUCCCAAUGGUUGUGGGAAAAGUUCUCUCUUCAGAAUUUUAAGUGGGCUCUGGCCUGUGUAUGAAGGAAUCCUAUAUAAACCACCUCCACAACAUAUGUUCUAUAUUCCACAAAGGCCAUACAUGUCUCUUGGAAGUCUUCGGGAUCAAGUCAUUUAUCCAGAUUCAGUGGAUGACAUGCAUGAUAAAGGCUAUACAGACCACGAUCUAGAUUGUAUCCUACAUAAUGUUCACCUCUACCAUAUAGUUCAAAGAGAAGGAGGAUGGGAUGCUGUUAUGGACUGGAAAGAUGUCCUGUCAGGAGGGGAAAAGCAAAGAAUGGGCAUGGCUCGCAUGUUUUAUCAUAGACCAAAAUAUGCAUUGCUGGAUGAAUGCACCAGCGCUGUCAGCAUUGAUGUUGAAGGAAAGAUAUUUCAGGCUGCGAAAGGGACUGGAAUUUCCUUACUUUCUAUAACACACAGGCCUUCUCUUUGGAAAUACCACACUCAUUUAUUACAGUUUGAUGGUGAAGGAGGUUGGCGCUUUGAACAAUUGGACACUGCUAUUCGUUUAACACUAAGUGAAGAAAAACAAAAGCUAGAAUCUCAGCUAGCUGGAAUUCCCAAAAUGCAGCAGAGACUCAAUGAACUAUGUAAAAUUUUGGGAGAAGACUCGGUGCUGAAAACAAUAAAAAAUGAAGAUGAGACAUCCUAACUUAUUUUGACAUGUUUUAAAAGUUAAUUUUUAGUUAAAGGCUCAGAGACACUGUUAUAGGGCAUGCAUUGUGUUAAGCUAAGCAGAGAGGAAAAAAAGACAGCAAGAAAUGUUUUAUAAGAUUUUAGCAUCAAGGAAAUAUAAGAUCUGACUUUUCAGAAGAAAAUAAACAAAUGCAUUAUGUAAGAUUAGUCAUUAUGGCUUAUACUAAUUCCUAGUGAAAGCCUAAUUCACAUGUAAAACAGGAUUUUCUAGGUAAAUUCAUGAUGAAUACUAGAUUUGCUAAUGUGUAUGUGUUGUGUCUGAAAUUCUUAACAAACAUGGGACAUAUCUUGAGAAUGGACAACUUAAGAGCAGUGUUUGGGUUGAAACAAGGUGCAGAAAAUUAGAAGUUUGAGUAACAUUUCUGUCCAUUUAUGGUUUUUAGAUUUAACAGCUAGAAUUCAUGUUCCUUUAUUGCUAGUGGUCAACUAAAACCUGUGUACAAAACCGCUAACAGUUUGAUAGAUAAUUUCAAUACAAAAGAAAUUCUUUUAAUGGCAGGGGUUGAAAGAAAAAAGCAUGGCUAUACUUCUU